AUGGCCUUCACGACUUCUGCCAACUUGCUGGUGCUACUACUUUCGUUGUCGGUCACAAGCAUCGCUUCAGUGGUGACGUACCGUCUGUUCUUCCACCCACUCUCUAAAAUCCCUGGCCCAAAACUUGCUGCCGCUUCACGAUUCUAUGAUUUCUACUAUGACUGCAUUCAGAGGGGUAAGUUUGUAUUCAAGAUCGAGGAACUGCAUAAACAAUAUGGACCCAUAGUCCGGAUUGGACCGAAUGAAGUCCAUAUCUUAGAUGCGGACUUCUUCGAGGAAUUUCACAAUGUUUCUAGCCGUCUCAACAAGGAUGCAUGGUAUUAUGCAUUCGUUGCGUCUCAAGAUGCUGGGUUCGGUACCAGCAACGCCGAUCUUCAUCGCACCAGAAGAAAAGCCAUGAGUCGCUUCUUUUCGUCGUCGGCGAUCGCACGCCUCGAGGCAUCGUCUAGAGAAAAAGUUCUCAAGCUCUGCCAGCGUUUUCAGGAAUUUCGUCAGAGUGGCAAGUUGGUGAAUUUGUCAAACGCUUUCCGAUGCCUAGCCGCAGACUCAGUAACCAGCUAUUGUAUGCCCAGAGGAUUCAAUUUACUGGAAUCUAUCGAUUUUGCAGAUGAUUACAAUCGACAAGCCCGAACGUUUUCGUAUAUCGCCGUUUGGCAUCGCCAUAUUCCGAUCAUCAUCUCAAUUUUCAUGCAAAUGCCAAGAUGGUUUGUCAAAGCGACAUCAACAGAAGGAGGAUUAUUAUCCUUUGAUUUCCAAACAGAUCUGGCACAUCAAGCCGCUGCUGCAGUACAUGCAGAGAAGAGAAGCGACAAGUCCGUACUUGAUGGGAUCAUCAACUCCGAUGCCAUUCCAGAGAGCGACAAGACGGUUGAUAGAAUGACACAAGAAGCAAGAACACUGGUUGGAGCCGGCAGUGAAACCACAGGCUCUUCCCUUGAAUUUAUAACCUACCAUGUUCUUGCUAAUCCGGAUAUCCUUCGACGCUUGAAGCAGGAGCUCUCUGACGCCGUUUCUAAGGCAGGCGCAAUUGAGGAGCCUCUAACCCACUAUGACAUUGUCCAGCCUCUACCCCUUCUCACUGCUGUCAUCAAUGAAGGUUUGCGUCUGGCCAACAGUGUGUCGGGUCGACUCGCAAGAUCGAAUCCUCGUACCACGUAUGAGUAUAAAUCCUACAUAUUGCCACCAAACACUGUCAUCAGCAUGGCGAUCAAGGGCAGCCAUGGAGAUGAAUCAAUAUACCCCGAACCCACGCGCUUCAAUCCAGAUCGAUGGUUUGUGAAAGGAAACGAGUUGAAGAGGCUAGAGAAGUAUUUCUCUCCAUUCGGACGCGGAUCACGGAGUUGCAUAGGAAAAGAGCUUGCAGUCAUGAAUCUUUACCUCAUGACGGCAAAUUUCUUCUACAAAUUCGAUGCUGAACUCUUCCAAACCACUUUGAGGGACAUUGAGAUGGAGCAUGACUUCUUCGCACCAUUUCCGGCUAAUGACUCCAGAGGUCUGCGAGUCAACCUGAAGUGA
Molecule: messenger RNA, 1515 nt
Organism: Exophiala bonariae
Lineage: Eukaryota; Fungi; Ascomycota; Eurotiomycetes; Chaetothyriales; Herpotrichiellaceae
Exons: 3
Coding region: 1-1515 (504 amino acids)
Molecular function (GO): oxidoreductase activity, acting on paired donors, with incorporation or reduction of molecular oxygen; heme binding; monooxygenase activity
Source: RefSeq, a predicted model, not a curated record